UUUGUCUGAGCUCAGUGGUAUUCAGAAGGCAAGAGAGGAGCUGGAUUCUCCUGUGCCAUUUCCCCUCUCUAUAACCAGGGCACGGCAUGCUUCAAAAGGAAUAUUAUAGGGAUCAGAGUAGUAAAACACACUAGGACCACCUGACCUGAGGAUUAUGCAAGAUGAAAAAUAAAGGACUCUUAUACCUGAAACUUGUUUACUGAAAUGGAGGUUUUGACUGAAAGCAAAGACAUCGAACUAUUACAUUGCUGGAUGAUCUGAGAGUAUAAGAACAAAAUGAGUUAUUACGGCAGCAACUAUAGAAUUGUGAACAUGGAAGGGAAUGUGCCCAAGUACACUAACUGCCACCCAGAGCACAUUAUAACUGAGAAGCGAAGAGCAAGAAGACGAUUGCUCCAUAAAGAUGGUAGUUGCAAUGUGUACUUUAAACAUAUUUUUGGAGAAUGGGGAAGUUACAUGGUUGAUAUUUUUACCACCCUUGUGGAUACCAAAUGGCGCCAUAUGUUUGUGAUAUUCUCUUUAUCUUACAUUCUCUCUUGGCUGAUUUUUGGCUUGAUCUUUUGGGUGAUAGCCCUUCACCAUGGAGAUUUGUUAAAUGAUCCAAAUAUCACACCUUGUGUUGACAAUGUCCAUACAUUCACAGGAGCAUUCUUAUUCUCCCUUGAAACUCAAACCACUAUAGGCUAUGGUUCUCGCUGUGUCACUGAAGAGUGUUCUGUGGCAGUCCUUGUGGUUAUACUUCAGUCAAUCUUGAGCUGCAUCAUAAACACCUUCAUCAUUGGAGCUGCCUUGGCCAAAAUGGCAACAGCUCGAAAGAGAGCCCAGACUAUCCGAUUCAGUUACUUCGCCCUCAUAGGCAUGAGAGAUGGGAAACUUUGCCUUAUGUGGCGCAUUGGUGAUUUUAGACCAAAUCAUGUAGUAGAGGGAACAGUGAGAGCUCAGCUACUUCGUUAUGUGGAAGAUAGUGAAAGACGGAUGACAAUGGGAUUUAAGGACCUAAAGCUGGUCAAUGACCAGAUCAUUCUUGUGACACCAGUGACCAUUGUUCAUGAAAUUGAUCACGAGAGCCCUUUGUAUGCCCUUGAUCGUAAAGCAGUAGCCAAAGACAACUUUGAGAUUUUGGUGACAUUUACUUAUACAGGGGAUUCCACUGGGACUUCUCACCAGUCCCGAAGUUCUUAUGUGCCACGAGAAAUUCUCUGGGGCCACAGAUUCAAUGAUGUUUUAGAGGUUAAGAAAAAAUACUACAAGGUAAACUGCUUACAGUUUGAGGGAAGUGUUGAAGUAUAUGCUCCUUUCUGCAGUGCCAAGCAAUUGGAUUGGAAAGAUCAGCAACUACACAACCUUGAGAAAACAUCCUCAGGCAAAGGAUCAGGAAUGACUGAAACCAAGGUUAGACGAAGGUCAUUUAGCGCCAUUGCCAUCGUUAGCAGUAGUGAAAAUCCUGAUGAAAUGUCCAAGACCACAACUGAUGAGAAGAAUGAAACACCAUAUCAGAAAGCUCUUCUGCAACUAAAUAGAAUCUCAGUAGAGUCCCAGAUGUAGCCUGUGGUUGCAGUAGCAUUUACAAGUAGAUUACCCCCCCCCCAAAAAAAAAUUUCUUAAGACAGCCACAAUAAGGCAAGUAUCUUGAAAUGACCUGAAAAGAGAAUGACAGUCUAGAAAGUCAGGUUUGUGACUAUAUACAUGGAUAGGGGCAAGGAUAGAAAAGGAGCGUGAUUAAUAAAAAAUCCAAAAAUCUCUCACAAUCAACACAUUUUAAAGUCUAUUAGAAAUGUUGUAUUAAGAAACAAAAUUGACAAUUCUUUACUGCAUCUCCGUUCACUGUCCCUGGUCACUAUCUAACAAAGGAACCAUUGAACAGUGAAGCAAUGAUAAUUAGAACUCAGUUAUAUAUUGCUUUAUAAUUUACAAAGUACUUUCUUGCAAACAACUUAGAAAAAAGUGGUACAAUUAUUAUUGUUAUGCCAAUUUUACUGAAAAAAGAAACUAAAUAUCAGAGGGGCUAAGUGACUUGCCCAGGGUUACAUUGCUGCUAGUAAGUAUGGGUAGUUGUUAUUCAAAUCAGAACUUGAAUCUUUAUAUUUUGACUUCAAGCCCAGGAUUCUUUCUCCUUUAUCUUCUGCUUAUCAAACUGCCUAAGACACUAGUCAUAGUUAAAGAUUUUGAUAAGUGCCAUCUGAUCUCCCCAUGGUGUUUGCUUAAUUAGCCUUAGAUUGCUCAAAAUGAUUUUUGUCUUUACUAAUCCUUGAGAAAAGUAGGGAAAGAUACCAUUUUCUUUUUUUAGAGCAAGAUUGUUUUCCUUUGGUUUUCCAGUGGCUAGAUUGAGGUGACUGAUAUGAUUUGAGACCAUGGGUUCAUGGGAAACAAACCCAAUGUUUUGGGGUCCCUCUACUUUUUGAGUCAUGAUUGUCAUCAUAAGCCACUUUCUUCAUGGUAGUGAUAAAAAGAAGGGACACAAACAACAAAUUUAUUUUAAUUGGCAUGCAAAAAUUACAAUAUGGAGAAAGGUUAAGAAGUGGUAGAAUGACAGAUAAGAUAUUUUUUAUCUUAUUCUUAAAACUAUUCACACCUAAAAUUUAUACUCAUAGCUAUUUAUGGAUAUGGUUUAGAACUUUGUCUCAUGGCCAAGGAAAAUAUUGUUCUCCAUAAGACUCAUACAUCUGCCACCUUUGAGUAACAUUGAAUAACAAUGAAUAACAUUGAAUAACAUUCAAUGAUUGAGUAUAGUUUGGAGCAAACUUUUUCUUAUGACUGAAGACCCACAUUUUGAUUUUCGUGUUAAAGAAGAUUAUUUUCUUAUCUAUGAAAAACUCUAGAUUAUAAUUCUAAAUGGUUACUAUAAUUUAUCCCCAAAAAUAUUUUUAUCUAUGAGAAGUAGAUAAAAAAUUUGAAAGCUAUAUUUAUGUGUGGCAAAUUGAGUGAUUAAGAGGUAAUUAUGAGGAUAGGGAUUGUUUUAGAAUGAAGGGAGAAUAAGCGUGAUGAGUUUUCUAUAAUAAAUUCAAUUAUCUAGAAAAAAGAGAAAUGUCAUUAUAAAAUUUGCAGUAUACUCUUAUAUUGAGUCAGUAAUUACCUUCAGAGUCCUUUGUAGGAUUGCAUUGAUUUUUAUAUGGGCUAUAAUCUCUUGCAUCAGAUUUUUAUUGUCCCUAAAAUUAUGUGAUCUCAUUGAUGCUUUUUCUAGAAUAAGAACUGAUUCACAUAAAGUGAAAUUGAGACAAUUAACAUAAGCUAUAUAGAAACUUAAAGAUUUCUGAGUGCCUGUUUAUUGGCAAUUAAAGGUUAUUAAGGAACAUAAUCAAAAUAGCUCCAUCAUAAUAUGAAUUAGAGGAAAGUGCAGGUUACAACCUGCAAAACAAACUCUGCAAAAUUGUUGCAAAGUCUAAUUCCUCUGAUCCAAUGUUUAGAAUUCUUACUUCUUUCUUGGCUUAGGAUACCUAGAUAAUAUUUGCUUUUAAAGAUUUAUGUGUUCAGGGUUACUAGUAACAAGUAUCUAGUUAUGUAAGCCCCCCAAAAUCUGCUUAUUUAAAAAUUACUUUUUUGCCUCUUUUAUCUAGAUUCAGCCCAAAUUAUCUUGCAUUUUUACCUGGGUAGACUUUGCCCAUUCAUACUGUUUGUUUUUGCUCUAUUUUGUUCAAAAUUUGCUCAUUAUAUCUCCUCUGCUAGUAAAUACAAUUUUGGAAUAUAUGACUCCCCAAAUAUAUCCAUGUAGCUUGAGUGCAAUGUAAGCCCUACCUUAAACCAUAACAUCUUUAUUUCUUUAUUGGUCUAUCUUCAUAUCUAAAUGUAUUGUGUAACAGUAAAAAUAUUAAAAUAAA
This is a messenger RNA of Dromiciops gliroides (monito del monte), 3815 nucleotides long. RefSeq names its product potassium inwardly rectifying channel subfamily J member 16 (gene KCNJ16). The transcript is spliced from 2 exons. The record is from RefSeq and is a predicted model, not a curated record. Gene Ontology annotation, biological process: regulation of monoatomic ion transmembrane transport; potassium ion import across plasma membrane. Bases 277 to 1545 code for a protein of 422 amino acids. Gene Ontology annotation, cellular component: plasma membrane. Gene Ontology annotation, molecular function: inward rectifier potassium channel activity. NCBI's taxonomy places the organism in Eukaryota, Metazoa, Chordata, Mammalia, Microbiotheria, Microbiotheriidae.